Diutina rugosa is the source of this 930-nucleotide messenger RNA. RefSeq lists its product as uncharacterized. Gene Ontology annotation, cellular component: mitochondrion. The record is from RefSeq and is a predicted model, not a curated record. The coding region runs from base 1 to 930 and encodes 309 amino acids. Lineage: Eukaryota; Fungi; Ascomycota; Pichiomycetes; Serinales; Debaryomycetaceae. The transcript has a single exon.
AUGUUUAAGAGGAGUUUGGGCGUGCUUUGGGGUACCAGCCGGAUCGUCGGCUCCCUGGACGUUCGCUCCAUCCGCCACUUUGCCAGCAAGUCGAUACUAUCAGCGUCGAGCGAACCACUGAAGGGUAAGGGCACCAGCCAGGAUAAGGCCAAAGUUGCUAGUCUGCUGUCCCCACUCAACUCAUUUAUCCAGACGGAACUCAAUGUCAACCCCGAACAGAUACUUGCCAAGCCUGCCGAGGAUGAAGACGUGCUGGAUCCCAUGUUCUACGAUAACGAGCCCUAUAUGGAUACGUACCAGGUGUACAAGGAACUUCGCUCAGCCGGGUUCACUAGUGAGCAGUCGGAUGACAUUAUCCACAUGAUAUGUGGACAACUUAACCACAAGAUGUCGAAAGUGCUUGAGCAGUAUGCCCAUAGAUACGAGCUUGAAAACGAGCGGUACCUCUUUGAGAGUGCUCAGCAAGAAAUCCGAGUUGAUAUCACUCGGUCCCGAGAAAACCACAUCGCCGAGUCAAUCAACACCACCAGUGUAUUGGAACGUGACUUGCGUACCAUAUCUGAUGAACUCUCAUCAGACUUCAUCCAGAUGAAAAACGAUAACCAGGUGGCGAUAUCCGAACAGAAACUGGAGAACACGCUCUCUACUAAACGAAUACAUUUGAAGAUCCAGGAGACCAACCACAAAAUCACCACCGAGCUUAACUCGGCCAUGCGAUCAGAGAUCGAAAGUUUGCGGUGGCACUUGUCCCGGUGGGGGAUCAUCGCCAUCUUGGUGUCAGUGUUCUCUGGGUGCACGCUGUUCUACGUAUACAAGGCUAAGGCCGAGCAACGAAAUACCCGCAACGAGUUUGUCCCCUUGGUCAUCUACGAGCCCAGUGAGCUUGAGGAGGAUGACUAUCACGCCGACCUUGACAAACUGAUGGUGUAA